UCAUUUACGUGUGCCAAAAUGCGGGCGGACAGCGUCAAUCUCAACGGUUACAAAAACCGUCCGUAAUGCAUAACCGAGUCCUUGCCUAACCUAUCGUCGCAAUGUUACUGGCAAAGCCCCCGUCAUUAUCGCAAUUCUCAACUCCCGUCCCCACAUUUUCCCUUUUUCCGGCACAGCCCCCACACGUUUUCUUCCCUACCCUAAAAGGGCCUCCCUUCACCACCACCACCGCUUCUGCCGCAAACCGCUGCCCACUCCGUCGCGAAAAUGAAGCAUAAACGUCACAUCCAACACUCGUGCCCUAACACAUUCCACUAUCACCGGACCAGCAAUUCCCUGUAACUUCAAGUUGCUUCAAUAAACAAAUGUGGAGGACCUCGUUUAAUUUGCUCAGGCACAGCGCCACGGCCGCCGCUCGAUGCGGGGCGGCUGCUCCGAGGAAGAGCAAGUGGCUGAGCCUGCAUUUGGAUGGGAAGAUCAGUAACAGUGGCCAUGGCUGCUUUUUUGGGAGAAAUUUGGGCGGGGCGCAGUAUUGCAGUGGCUCCACCGUAGUCGGCGGAAGAGAUGAUGGUAAAGGGGAAGGGAAUGAGCAGAUAAUUUCGGUAGCGGAGGCGAAAAAGCUGAUGAGAUUGGUGAGUGUGGAGGCGCUGAAGGGUAAUCUAGGUUUGGAACAAAAGGAGGUGAUUGCCUAUUCCCAGCUACUGGAUGCUUGUCAAAUCGUAGGUGUAGCUAAGUCCCGAGAAGAGGCGGAGGCGUUUUCUCGUGUCCUGGAUGAAGCCGGCGUGAUCUUACUCUUCCGUGAUAAAGUUUAUCUUCAUCCCGAUAAGGUUGUUGAUCUAGUUAGGAAGGCAAUGCCAAUUGCACUUUUACCUGAAGGUGAUCCAUCCACAGAUGAGCUUAAUAAACUACAGGAAGUUAUGGAUGGAAUUGACAAGCUUGCACAUAGACAGGUCCGCUUCAUUCUUUGGACAGGUCUCGGGGCAGGUAUUCUGUUGGUUGGCCUUUUCUUCCGUCUUACAUUCUGGGAAUUCUCUUGGGAUGUUAUGGAGCCAAUAGCGUUUUUCACUACUACAACUGGUUUAGUCAUAGGCUAUGCAUACUUCCUGUUCACUUCAAGGGACCCCACUUACCAGGACAUGCUGAAGAGGCUCUUCAUUUCUAGACGAAGGAAGCUCAUCAAGAAGAAGAAUUUUGAUAUACAGAGAUUUGUAGAACUCCAGAAGAAAUGCAGGUUACCCCAGAAUGGAACAAACUCAAUGAAUCGUAAGUUGGGGGUAGACCUAGAGGAAAUGCUACAUGGCCAUUAUUAGAAGGUAUAAUUUUGCUGUAGGCUGUGUUUGGUGAUAAGUGCCUACCAAAACAGUAAAGCUGAUUGCUGAAGCUUCUGUUAUCUUUAUUGACUUGUAGAAAAGAUUGGAGAAGAUUAAUAAGCUUAUUACUCUAAUCUAAUGCUAAAUUUCUAAUGCCAAUUUUUUGAAGUAACGCUGAGGUUAUUGGUGUUCCCUCUGAAUGGGCUUCUCUUUCGUUCCUUUUGUGAAAUAACUCUAAAAUGUGCUGGAGUAUCCUGCUCUGCCCAACACCAUCAAUAGCAAAUGCAUAGUGAAACCCUAUUUAUAUGGCUCUUGCCCACAAGAACAGCAGACAGAAAACAUAGCACUGUCACCAUAUCACCCCAAAUCAGCUCCAACCCAUGCCAAAGAUAAUAUAGUCGGGUGCAAUAGUGAAUUGGGGAACCUCUGAGUGGGCGAGAAAAAGACUUGGGCUCCACAAUAAAAAUUCCAAAUUUUUCUUUAAAGUGGUACGGAGUAUAAUUUUUUAUUUGUAGUCCAACUUUUACAAAAAUACAGUAACAGUUUUGAUUUGAUACCAAUAUUGUAUAUAUAAAGUACAAAAAUAUAAGUUUCAUCUGAUGGAAUUUC
Molecule: messenger RNA, 1919 nt
Organism: Cuscuta epithymum
Lineage: Eukaryota; Viridiplantae; Streptophyta; Magnoliopsida; Solanales; Convolvulaceae
Source: the annotation of a GenBank genome assembly